Rattus norvegicus (Norway rat) is the source of this 4165-nucleotide messenger RNA. It is a transcript of the gene Znf892, whose product is annotated as zinc finger protein 892. The record is from RefSeq and is a predicted model, not a curated record. Lineage: Eukaryota; Metazoa; Chordata; Mammalia; Rodentia; Muridae.
GGGAGUUGUAGUUCGGUUGAGCAGCUCGCUGUAGCCCCUCGGCCCAAAGUCUGAGUACCUUUCUAGGCGGUGAGAAGGCUUAGCCUGGAGGGUUGAACCUAGACCCCUCGGAGUUUGCUGAGCUCAGUGAAGAACCUGGAUGCACCCGAGCAGUGCCCUCACGUCCUUCCCCCUGGAGGUGAGGCAGUCUCCGUGGAGCCCCGGUCCGAGAGUGGGAGACAAUACUAGAAGGCAUGAAGCUAACUCCAGAGAAGCACUUUUCUGAAGAGGACUCAUCCCCUGGAGCGUUACUGGAGAGUUUUCCAGCGGAAAGGGCCAGGGGCUGUGAAGACUCUGUGGAAAAUCGGUGGGGAAACCAUGAGAAACAUCCAGGACGAGAGCUGGUCCCUCAGAAGAGACUUUCUGUGGAGAGAGGCUAUCAAAGUGAUAAAUUUAGAAGGAAUUUUAGUCAGUGGUCACUACUUGUUCAACACCAGGGAGAGAAACUUCGUAAUUGUGGUUCGCUUAUGAAUUUUACAAAUUCAGAAAUUAUUAAACAAGAGAAAAUGUGUGCAGGGAGGAAACCUUGGCAAUGUAAUGAGUGCGGGAAAGCGUUCAGUUACUACUCAGCCUUCCUCCUGCAUCAGAGAACUCACACGGGAGAAAAGCCCUAUGAGUGUAAUGAAUGUGGGAAGGCAUUUAGCCAGAGCAUACACCUUACCCUGCACCAGAGGAUUCACACUGGAGAGAAGCCCUAUGAGUGUCUCGACUGUGGGAAGGCCUUCAGUCACCGCUCAGCCCUCAUUAGGCAUCACAUCAUUCACACUGGAGAGAAGCCCUAUGAGUGUAACGAAUGCGGCAAGGCCUUCAAUCAGAGCUCGUACCUCACUCAACAUCAGCGAAUUCAUACGGGAGAGAAACCUUACGAGUGUCACGAGUGUGGGAAGGCCUUCAGCCAAAGCACGUUUCUCACCCAGCAUCAGGUCAUUCACACUGGAGAGAAGCCCUACAAGUGUAAGGAAUGUGGCAGAGCUUUUAGUGACCGCUCGGGCCUUAUUCAGCACCAGAGAACUCACACUGGGGAGAGGCCUUAUGAGUGCAGUGAAUGUGGGAAAGCCUUUGGGUACUGUUCAGCCCUGACACAGCACCAGAGGACUCACACUGGGGAGAAGCCCUAUAAAUGCGGUGACUGUGCCAAAGCCUUCGGCGACCGCUCAGCCCUUAUUCGGCACCAGAGAACACACACUGGAGAGAAGCCUUAUAAAUGCAAGGACUGUGGAAAGGCUUUCAGCCAGAGCUCAUCUCUUACAAAACACCAGAAAACUCACACUGGAGAAAGACCCUAUAAGUGUAAAGAAUGUGGAAAAGCGUUUAGCCAGAGUUCAUCUCUUUCUCAACAUCAGAAAACUCAUGCUGGAGGGAAAAGCAAGGCAAAUGUAUAAGCCUUUAGUGAGUAUUUAGUCUGUGGCCAACAAAAGAGAAUCCAUACUGGAUAAGCAUAUUAUAUCCCAAGGAUAUUUUUGUUUGUUUGGUUGGUUUUGAGCGUUUAUCAUAUGUUAUGAGGGCUACAAAGAAAUUUCAGACUGUUACUUUAAAAGUUAUUGAAAUACUGCUGGUGUGAGAUAUAACUCAUUAGACUGUGGAAGGAGGUUUUGCAUUUUAAAAAUAUUUCCUUAAUGGAAAACAGAAAUUCGCUUCCAGCAUCGUAGUGUGUAUGUACACUGCCAAGUCUGUGAGGGAGUGGGAUGUAGCAUUGUGGAGAGAACACGUUACCUGGGGUAUGGAGUCUCUUAGUGAUGGGGAGAUGAAGUCUAAGGAAAUACAUGGCAUGUUAGGGGUAGAUAGAAAAGAUUGAGAAGUCACGAUGAAUUUGCCCAGGGUCAGAAAUGGUAGAACAGUUGUCCUUAAGUCCAAGAACACUAAGGAAGUAGACAGAAAGGACAGGGGAAAGAGUUGAGGUGUGACCCCAGGAAGUGUUGGUUGCAGUGACUUAACAGCUGCUGUGUUUCGAAGCUCAUGUGAGGGCAGCUUUGCCCUAAGCUGAGCAACACUGGCAUGGGGGCUUCCGCACUUCUUGUCCUUCUGUCUUGCUUAGUAAGAUGUAUACUGGGAGUCAUUUUAAUCCCAAGGCUGAAGACUUAGGGCUUAGUCAGUUUUCAAAAGAGACCUUUGAUAUGUUCAGUGUGUUCUAAACAGAGCUACCCAAGAAUACUUAUUUAUAAAGAUUUACCUCAGUUGUAAGUGGUUUGUACCUUGAAUUUUUUUUUAUGCUGCAGAAACUGUAACUGUAGGUCUGCACUGACGCUGCCUUGGUUGUGAGAGCCUUGGCUGAGAAGCUUGCCCUGAGAAGCUUGCCCUUCUCCAUUAGACUCUUGGGGUAGUGCCAGGUGACUGCGUGUAUACACUUGUGACGGAAAGUUUGAAGGUUAGUACGGGAAACAUUACGCUGUGUCCUGGCGUGGAUUUCCAUGAGUGGAUAUCUUUCUGCAGUUGUUGAGCUGCUUCAGUCCAUAGGUUUAUAUCCUUUGUCAAGGUUGAAGAAUUUUCAGCCUGAUACCAUUUCUUCAAAAUGCAUUUUUAUCCCAGUACCCUGCCUGGUGUCCAUUUCUGAUUUGAGUGGCAGAAUCAUUAGCUCUGAUUUAUAGUUUCACAGGUUUUUAAGACUGUUCACUUUUUUUUUUUUCGGGGCUGGGGACCGAACCCAGGACCUUGCGCUUCCUAGGUAAGUGCUCUACCACUGAGCCAAAUCCCCAGCCCCGACUGUUCACUUUUUAAGUUCAUUUUUUUUUAUUAGUCUUCUGUAUCUGCUGAGACAGAAUCUCUUAGAUGACCUAAGGAAAGUGUCUCCCAGAGUCCUGGAGCUUGAGGAAUCAUCUGACUUCAUUUCCUGACAGGCUUCUUUUCCUGAGUCACAGACAUCUGCUUCCCUUUUUGGUGUUCCAUGGAUCUUAUGUAGUAUGUAGUCCAGGCUGGCUUCAAAUACUCAUGCAGCUGAAGAAGUCCUUGAAUUCCUCAUCCUCUUGCACCUCCUGUCCAACUGCUGGAGUGCACCACCUUCUUGGUGACUUAUGACUGGCUUCUUGAUGUGUCUUCACACAGACUAUCGUUGGUUUGUGUGUGGGGUGAGAGAAUGCCUCUCUCGUUGUUAUCGAUCCCUUUGGACUAGAAUCCUAUUCUUACCACCUCACUUAGCCUUAAUUACCUCUGGAAAGUCCUCUUUCCAAAUUCAGUUUGCACUAGGAGCCAGGCCUUCAGUACACAUGUUUAAGAAGACACAAUUUAUUCCCUGUCAUGCUGCUCUUGCUGCUUCCCACCAAAUGCAUGUCCAUGCAUGGCAUGCACUCACUCUGCUUCGGCAGCUCCCAAAGUGUAGCCUUCCAGCCCAAGCUGUAAAGUCUAAAGUCCAGAGUUUGGUCUUCCACCUGAAUCAGAUAUGGCUAAGAUGUUUGAUUAUCUGACCUAAGCUGUGGACCUGUGAAACCGAGUAAGUUAUACAGUUCUAUAAUACUAUGGUAGGACAGAAUCCCUGCACCAAAAGAUAGAAAUGCCAGUGAAGGAAUGGAUGACGGAUGCCAAGCAAGUUCAAAACGUAGAGAAUUCCACUAGAUUGUGAGAUAUGAGAAUAAUCCCUUUUGGUUUGAUUGACAGCCUGUGGACCUGUUGGUGAGGCAAUCCUUCCCCUAUGGCUCUUCCAGAUAAUUCCAUCCCUGGCCUUGGCUUUCAGGUUUAAGUUUAAGGCCAUCUUCCCUGUUGAAACCAAGCUGAACAAGUUGACUUUGCCCAUGAGCUGUACCCAUCACUGUAUUAGCCCAUGAGCUGUACCCAUCACUGUAUUAGCCCAUGAGCUAUGCUCAUCACUGUAUUAACCCAUGAGCCAUGCCCAUCACUGUAUUAGCCCGUGAACUGUGCCCAUCACUGUAUUAGCCCAUGAGCUGUGCCCAUCACUGUAUUAGCCCAUGAGCUGUGCCCAUUACUGUAUUAGCCCAUGAGCUGUGCCCAUCACUGUAUUAUCCCGUGAGCUGUGCCCAUCACUGUAUUAGCCCAUGAGCUGUGCCCAUCACUGUAUUAGCCCAUGAGCUGUGCCCAUCACUGUAUUAGCCCAUGAGCUGUGCCCAUUACUGUAUUAGCCCAUGAGCUGUGCCUAUCAUCUUAAUCAAAUGGUUGUUCAAACAUAGCGUUAGUGUGG